AUGCUUGUCUCUCUCCUCACUCGCCGACAUCCCUCCCUCCUUGUCCGCUACUCAUCGCGUCGUGCCGCGCGCCCUUUCCAGCAUGCUCCAGCACCCCCGCCUCCACCAGACCGUUAUGUCAGCCUCGGAUACGCAUCUUACAUCUCACAGACGACCAAUCCAUACUUCAAUCUCGCAUUCGAGGAUUGGCUCUUCAAAUAUCAGGAUGUCAAGAAACCCGUGUUGUUCGUGUAUCAAGAUGACCCGUGUGUCGUGAUAGGCCGGAACCAGAAUCCAUGGAAGGAGAUAAAUUUUGACCUCAUGGCGGAAAAGGACAUCCUCUUUGUUCGAAGAAGGAGUGGUGGUGGAACUGUGUACCAUGACCUGGGCAACGUGAACUUCUCCAUUCACGUCCCCCGUGAAGUGUUCGACCGCAAGAUGACGGGAGAGAUCGUUAUUCGCGCUCUUCAAUCGCUGAACAUAGAUGCCUAUCUGAAUGAGAGGAACGAUAUUUCCAUUGGAGGCAAGAAGGUCUCAGGUUCGGCCUAUAAGAUUGUCAAGGACAGAGCUUACCACCAUGGCACCAUGCUCAUCUCUUCAAAACUAGAAGAUCUUGGAGGUGUCCUGCGUUCGAACAAGGAUACGAUGAUCACUAGGGGUGUUGCAUCCGUUCCUUCCCCGGUUACGAACUUAUGCGAAUAUAACGAAAAUAUCACACCCCGUCAGUUCACGGAGGCCGUCGUAGAUGCCUUUAAAACGCAUUUCAAGAUCAAGCAACCGAUCUGUUCAGUAUCCUUCGAUAAAUCUGCGAUGAGAACGAACUCUAUCCGUAGUGGAAUUUUGGAACUGGGUUCAUGGAACUGGAUGUUCGGUCAAACGCCAGAGUUCACAUAUAGUCUAUCGAAGGAGUUCGACUGGGGUACCGUUGACGCCGAAUUCAACUCAAAACACGGUGACAUCCUCUCCUGCGCCCUCUCACUCUCUUCUUUUUCUUCAACAGCCUCUCUCCCGCGGUCAGACGCCGAGCAUAUUCUCGACCGGCUUAGGACCGAGCUCAAGGGCCACAAAUACGGCUUCCUGAAAGUCAGAGACCUUGCGUCCGGUAUGAUUCCGCCGAGUUUCGACGGGUACAAACGCUUCUCCGACUACAAGCAGCUCGCAGAGGAGCAAUUGUAUCUGCCGGCUAUCGAUAUGCGCGUGGUUGCCAAUCUCGAACAGCCUCUGAAGCCUAGGGAGACCCCAACUAAGGCCAAGGGCAAGGCGAAGAAAACACCGCCGAAAGACCAGGACGAAGGGAAGAAGGAUCACAGUGUGGACUCAGCGAUACAAGUCCCAGAAUCGCGGACGAAGGAGCGGGUGAGGGUGGUGAAUGAGGUGUUGGGGUGGCUGAUGAGGGAUAUGCGAACGGAGUGGGGGAACUCGAUGCAGUUAAUGAGGAGGCCACCGAAGUUGAUGAGAAAGGAUAUCUUGGGCCUCAGAUCUGAGAACUCGCCGAAGAAGGUGCCGCGCUUGAGGGACAAGAAUGGGUAUUUUAUUGAGGAGAAGAAGAGCUAG
This is a messenger RNA of Stereum hirsutum FP-91666 SS1, 1533 nucleotides long. RefSeq names its product Lipoyltransferase and lipoate-protein ligase. Gene Ontology annotation, biological process: protein lipoylation. Gene Ontology annotation, cellular component: mitochondrion; cytoplasm. Lineage: Eukaryota; Fungi; Basidiomycota; Agaricomycetes; Russulales; Stereaceae. Bases 1 to 1533 code for a protein of 510 amino acids. The record is from RefSeq and is a predicted model, not a curated record. Gene Ontology annotation, molecular function: lipoyltransferase activity. The transcript is spliced from 8 exons.